Molecule: messenger RNA, 417 nt
Organism: Cryptococcus amylolentus CBS 6039
Lineage: Eukaryota; Fungi; Basidiomycota; Tremellomycetes; Tremellales; Cryptococcaceae
Exons: 5
Coding region: 95-319 (74 amino acids)
Biological process (GO): mitochondrial electron transport, ubiquinol to cytochrome c
Source: RefSeq, a predicted model, not a curated record
AAAGGACCAACGAGAGUUCGACGGUUUGGUCCGUGUUUUCUCGCCAUCUCUUGUUCUCUUUCACGCAUCUCCGCCACCCUCAUUAAUCAUCGCAAUGCCCGCUUUCACCCGAAGGUCUCAAAUUGCUUUCGCCGGUCUUUCUGCCGAGCGUUUGAGCAAGUGGGGUCCCAGCCUUGUCUUCUGGGGUGUCGGUGCCGGCUCGUUCGUCAGCUUGCUCCUCUCCGAAGUUCCUAUCUUCCAGAAGGACGUUCUCCGAAAGGUCCCCGUUGUCGGUCAAUAUUGGGUUGACACCACCCCCGACAGCGACAAGCCUUUCUAAUUUACCUUCUGGCGAGAUGUAUUUGGAUAUAGACAUGUAAAAGGGGACAUUGGUGGCAUCGUGCGCGAGUGGAUGGGCGAUGGAAGUUCAUCCCGGGA